AUGCCUCACACAAAGAGACCUUCCAAGGAACGGGAAAUAACAAGACACAUGAGUGCGGUAAGAAGUCGUGUAGACUUUACUGGGGCUGGCGAUAUGGAUUGGAUGCGUGGGAGAGUUUUUCUCAAACCAGAGGACCAGUUACAAUUGACAGAAGAGGAAUUACAAGAAGAGUUUGCAAGAGUCCUAACUAUACAUAAUACGAGAGUUCCAGAUUCUUUAGUGGAAUGGUCAUGGAAGUUUAGAGAAUUUAUAACAUUGCCUCCUCCGCCAAAUUUAAUAACUGUUUUAAAUGUGCCCGGGGCUUUGUUGCACAAGGAUUCUGAAGAAGCAAAAGUGCAAUUAUCAGGAGGACUUGUUGAAGAAGAAGAAGAAGAAGAAGAAGGAGAAGAAGAAGAAGAAGUAGAAGGAGAAAAAGAAGUAGAACGAGAAGAAGCAGAAGAGAGAGAAGAUGAAAAGCAAGAUGUUGUAGAUGACUUAAAACCAAAAGAAGCUGAAGAAGAGCAAAAAGAACAUGAAGUUGAAGUUGAACCCGAUGAAGAAGAGGUAGAAGCAGUAAAACCUAAGAAGAUUCCGAAUCAAUUCAAUUUUUGUGAAAGGGCUGCUCUGACGUAUACUAAUCCUUUACGAGAAAUGAGUACACAAACAAUACCACCGCCAACAGGAACAUUUAAUACUCAUGUUUUUCAAUGGACAAUCUUUGAUGAAUAUCAAGAAGAUUUUGCUCAACAACAACGUGAAAAAGAAAAAGAAAAAAGAAUCCCAAUCUUACAAAUGAAGAAGGAAGACAUGAAAAAACAAGCCCAAACACAAUCCAUGGCAGUAUCGGCAAGAAUGCUACAAGCUGCGAAAACUUUAGAACGAAUGGUGAACCAAAAUAUUUUCAAUGAUAUAGCACAAGACUACAGAUAUUGGGAUGAUCCAAGCGACGAAUUUAAGGACGGAGAAGGAUCGUUAUUGCCCUUAUGGAAAUUUAGUUAUGAACAAACUAAAAAACAUGAUGUGACAGAUUUAUGUUUUAACGGCAGAUAUUAUGACUUGUUUGCAGUAUCUUAUGGAACAAUGUCAUUUAAUAGUCCAAUAACGAGCGGAAAAGUUUGCUUGUUUAGUUUAAAAAAUCCAUCGUAUCCAGAAUGGAUCUGUUCAAUAGAAUCUCCGGUAAUGUCCUUAGCCUUCAGCGAACAACAUCCGCAUCUUCUAGUUAUUGGUUCUAUGGAUGGUGCUGUAGCUAUAUACAACAUCAUGUUGCCACCAACGGCUCCACAAUAUAAAAGUAAUGAUGUAGGACAAAAGCAUGGAGGUAUAGUAUGGCAGGUAUCUUGGGCACCAGAUACAGAAGAAGGUAAUUUGGCAUUCUACAGUGUCAGUAUUGAUGGAAAAAUAAAUUACUGGAUAUUAAAUCAAAAUGAACUUGGCUUGACAACUGUAAUGACACUGUUCUUAGACCGACCUCCGAUACCUGGACCAGAUGGUACCAUGAUUACACUUCAAGGAUGUGGAACAUGCCUUGCAUUUCAUCCUGCAGAUCAAAAUGUGUUCUUAGUAGGAACAGAAGAAGGAACAAUAUAUAAAUGUAAUACAGCAUACAGUAGUGUUUAUAUGAAAACUUACAAUGAAGCACACAAUAUGCCAGUAUAUAGAAUAGUAUUCAAUAGAUUUAACUCUACCAUAUUUGCUAGUUGUUCCGGUGAUUGGAGAAUAAAAAUAUGGGAAGAUAAUAGAAUGGAGCCUUUGUUUAUGUUUGAUCUUGGUGUUCCAAUUGGAGAUAUUGAAUGGGCACCAUACAGCUCGACAGUAUUGGCUUGCGUAUCAAACGACGGGAAAGUCACGGUAUUUGAUUUAAAUGUAAACAAAUACAGACCAAUAUGUAGUCAAGCAGUUGUUAGUAAGAAAAAGAAUAAACUAACUCGAUUGGCGUUUAACAAUCAACUGCCGUUUAUUAUAGUUGGUGAUGAUAAAGGUACAGUUACUACAUUAAAAUUAUCACCGAAUCUCAGAGUAAAAGUGAAACCAACGAAAAGACAACUCCAUUUGACGCACAGAGAUUUAGAGAUUAUGAAAUUAGAAAGGCUACUAAGUUUUGUACGCGAACCUCCUGUAUUAACACCGCCAGAAGAUGUAAGAAUAGUAACGUAA
Messenger RNA from Dufourea novaeangliae, 2133 nucleotides. Its product is annotated as dynein intermediate chain 2, ciliary. Gene Ontology annotation, biological process: cilium movement; outer dynein arm assembly. Gene Ontology annotation, molecular function: dynein heavy chain binding; dynein light chain binding. Gene Ontology annotation, cellular component: outer dynein arm. The transcript is spliced from 14 exons. Lineage: Eukaryota; Metazoa; Arthropoda; Insecta; Hymenoptera; Halictidae. Bases 1 to 2133 code for a protein of 710 amino acids. The record is from RefSeq and is a predicted model, not a curated record.